Messenger RNA from Acyrthosiphon pisum (pea aphid), 3833 nucleotides. RefSeq names its product piwi-like protein Ago3. NCBI's taxonomy places the organism in Eukaryota, Metazoa, Arthropoda, Insecta, Hemiptera, Aphididae. Bases 548 to 3046 code for a protein of 832 amino acids. The record is from RefSeq and is a predicted model, not a curated record. The transcript is spliced from 18 exons. Gene Ontology annotation, molecular function: protein binding; RNA binding.
UUUUUCAGAACUGACUAUCCACUAUAGGUACCUACCCAGUACCCACCCACCACCCCUUUUAGCUGUGAGACAAUUGUCUCACAAAAAUCCUCUCGCGCCGCCACUGAUGUGCGCGACUCACGACGCCGACAGGCAGGCAGGUCACGGACACCCGAAACAUAACCACUAAUCAGCAAUCGGUCCGUUUCACUCCGUUCCAUAUUGUCGCAGAACGACUACUUGUUAACGCUGAACAUUUAUUGUUUUUAGGUGCGCGUCUUUUCAUUGUAAUAAUAAUAUGUUGUUGUUCUUCGCGAAUUGCGAAUCGCCAUUAUAGUAUAAGUGUAUUGUACCGUGGGCGCGAAUCGUCGCUUAAACUAUUGUUCUUAUUGUGGACGCGAAUCGACACUCUUUUUAUAUUUAUUCGUAAACAACCUAUCUCAAUCUAAUAGGCGCAAGUCACCAGUGUUAGAUAUCAUUAUAUUAUUGGUAUUGUCGUGGGCGCGAAUUGCCACUAUAUCAAGCGCAGCUACAGGACCAGCUAGCCAGUCUGCACUCCACAAUCGGAAUGUCUGGAAGAGGUUUUUUAAAGAGUCGUUUGGCUCAGAUCGCUACCAAGGAACCACCUAAACCUCAUGAAAAUCCUGAAGAACCUUCAAAACUAGCAGCACUACCGAUACCAUAUUUUACUGAUACACCAAAAGUCCCUGUGGAUGCUAUAAUUACUCAAACUCUAGUUAAUGGGAAUCAAACCCUAGUUAAUGGGAAUCAAACCCUAGCUAAUGGGAAUCAAACAAUAGUUAAUGGGGAUCAAACCCUAGUUAAUGGAAAUCAAACCCUAGUUAAUGGGCAUCAAACCCUAGUUAAUGGGCAUCAAACUCUAGUUACUGGGCAUCAAACUCUAGUUAAUGGGAAUCAAACCCUAGUAAAUGGGAAUCAACAAGUUGCUCGCGGAAGAAGGGCUAUGUUAGCCAAAUUUGCUCAAAGAACUGUUUCUCAAAAGUUGUCUGACACCAUAGAAACAACAUUCUCAAACAUCGAUCUAGGGGAUUUAAAAAAUAAUGUGCGUCCAAACAUUAGUCCCGAUCAUAAAAAAGCAGAGGUAUCUAAAUCACUUACACCUCUAAAGCAGCCACAAAUACAAAUUGUUGAUAUUCCAGCAGCCAAUGAAGAAAAGCCUCCAGUUAUAUGUAGAGUCUUAAAAAAGUCUGAAAAAGAUACUUACCACAUGGCUCAAUUAUCAUCAAAUUAUAUAAAAAUUAAAUUGGAAGAAGAUAAAGGAAUAUAUGCAUAUAGAGUUGAUUUCAAUCCUCCAGUUGAUGCCAAACGUGCUAGGUUCUUAUUGGUGAAUCAACACAGAGAUUUAUUCCCAAUAAGAAUUUUUGACGGAACACUACUUUAUAUACCAGAAAUGCUACCACAAAAUGUAACCAAAUUAGUGGGGAAAUUAAUAGAUGAAUCUGAAGUGACAUUAACAAUAACAUUUAAGGGUAAAAACUCUCUGAGUGAAUGUAUACAUUUUUAUAACAUUUUUCUACGCUCAAUAAUGAAGGAUCUUGGUCUAGUAGAAUUUGGAAGAAGUUGUUAUUAUCCAAAUAAAAAGAUACUCAUUCCUGAAUUCAAACUCGAAGUUUGGCCAGGCUUCAUGGCAGUUAUUGACGAGUUUGAAAAUGGUCUUUAUAUGCGUGCUGAUGUAUCACACAGGGUUUUACGUGUACAAACGGUUUAUCAAAUAAUGUCAGACAUCACAAUGAAUGCUAAAAACAAAAAUAAGGAUAUUAAGCAAGAAAUAAUGGCUGCAUUAUGUGGGUCUAUAGUCAUUACAAAUUACAACCAUAAAACAUACAGAGUUGAUGAUGUAGACUUUACAAUGAAUCCUUUAUCAACUUUUGAACGAAAUGGUAUUGAAGUAACAUACAAAGAUUAUUAUAAAAACAUGUAUGACGUUGAAAUCAAAAAUCUUACACAGCCCAUGAUUAUUACAAAAGCAAAAAAAAAAGAUAUGAUUAGUAGCAAUGCAAAUGAUUUAGGUAUUUGUUGCUUAGUUCCUGAGCUUUGCAAUUUAACAGAAUUGACUGAAGCAAUGAAAAACGACAAUAAACUGAUGAGGACUCUUCAAACCUAUACUUUGGUUACACCAGAAGUGCGACAAAAUGCUUUAGUUGAAUUUGUGAAUAGUAUACAUGCUCAUGAAGGAGCUAGCAAGAGAUUGAAGGAUUGGGGGCUAAUGAUGCGUCCAAUCCCAGCGAAAAUGGAAGGUCCCGUUUAUAAAAGAGAAACAAUAUUACUGGGAAGUAAUAUCAGAAAACAAGUUGGAAUAAAUAUGGACUGGGGAAUUGAUGUAGCAAAAAAUGCAAUGUUUGUUGCUGCGAACGUGUUAAAUUGGGCAAUUAUGUAUAAUCCAAGAUGUGUUGGUUUUGUAGCUUCAAUGGACAAGACAUUUACUGAAUGGUAUUCAGUCGCUGCAAUGCAAAGGAGUACCCAUCAAGAACUUAUGAAGUCUGUGCAAGACGCAUUCCAUAAAGUGGUGAUGCAAUUUAAAGCAAAAAAUGGGUUGUUGCCUGAAAAGAUAAUUAUAUAUAGAGAUGGAGUAUCUGAUGGAGAUUUAAAACAGGUAGAAGAAAUUGAACUUCGAGAUUUAAUAGAAUCUUUCAAAUAUCACCCAGAGAAUUAUAAUCCUAUGGUUACUUUAAUAAUUGUUCAGAAACGCAUUAGCACACGCGUUUACCAGUAUUUAGAUGAAAAAUAUUCAAAUCCAAGUCCUGGAACUGUUAUUGAUAAUACUGUAACCAGAAGAAAUUAUUUCGAUUUUUUCUUGGUCUCUCAACAUGUUCGUCAGGGUACUGUUAAUCCAACGCAUUACAUUGUACUGAAAAAUGGGUGUAAUUUAAGUGUUGAAAAUGUCCAAAGAUUAUCCUACAAGUUGUGUCACUUGUAUUAUAAUUGGUGUGGCACAGUAAAAGUUCCUGCUCCUGUUCAAUAUGCUCAUAAACUUGCAUACCUUAUAGGUCAAAAUGUUAGACAAAUGCCAAGUGAUAAAUUAUGCAACUCUCUAUUUUUCCUGUAAUGAACAUGUACGAUUUUGGACGAUCAGGGAGGUCUUUUCAGUUUAUAUAUACAUGACGUACACUAUUAAACCAGAGUAUAUAACAGUUGAAACAAAUGUUUUUCAUUUAAGUUAUUUUUAAGACUUGAUUAUUGUUGAAAAUCACAAAAUCUGUGAACAUUAUCACCUAUAAUACUUAAAUAAUAAUAAUAAUAAUAAUAAUUGUUGUGCCAUUUCAGUAAUUGUCUUGAUAAUCAGAAUAAGUAGUUAAUAAAUAGUUAAGAAAUAAAUCGCCCUUUUUUAUUGUGACAAAAAAAUCUUGUUUUAUUUAUUCUAUUUUACUCAAUAUUAUUUUAUUAUAAGUUAUGAGCCUGCUACACUUUUUAUGAUAAAUUACAACAGUAAAAUGUGAACAACUAAUAAUGAACAAUUCAAAGUCAAUAAUAUUAUUAUGCUAAAACAGAAACUAAAAUAUUAAAUAAAAAAUUAUUUAUAAACAAGUUACUUUAAUGUUUAGUACAAAAACAUAAUUCCAGAAAACGGUUUAGACAUUACUGUUGUUAUGUAUAAACAGUUAGCUUAAAUCCUGGCUUUACCAGAUAAUAAUGUAUAAUGUGUAUUUAUUCUUAUGUAAGAACUGAUGUCGUAUCCAAUAUAUUUUAUAUAACUUAAAUAAAUUUAUCUGCCUACUUCAUAUUUUAUAUUUUGUUUAUUUUCUUAAUUGCACUUAAAAAGCUUGACUGUUAGUAAUAGGUGAUACUUGAAUUAAGUUUAUUAUAAUAAUAUAUUUAUAUUUUUGACAAUUGUA